AUGUCUAAUGGUACUCAUAUUUACAUAGGCGUCUGGACUGACUGGUCUCAGGGUCAGAUUUGUGGAGCAACAUUGACAUUGUCGCAACUAAAUGCUGGAAUUUUGAUUUCCUUCUUAGCUCUCCUCGCGACCUCUGCCGGCGGAUUGUUCUGGAGUAUUGUCGCCUUCUCAAUCCAUCAAUCAAACACAACACCAGAUGGGGAAAUAAAGGAUGCCCUCCAGACCUUCCGUCAGCUCAUUUUCCGCAAUAAAGCUGCGAUAACCGCAGCCUGGGCGUUUCUGAAGCUUCCAUCCACUAAUAAGGACACGCCAAAGCGCUUCUGGCGGUCCAUCCCUUUUGCAAUAUUACCCAUCCUCAUUCUCCUUAUUUUUGGUGUCUUGAGUCUUUGCACAAGCUAUAUUUCCAAGCAGGACAAGCGACUUUACUCUGAUCGUCAGUUCGGACUGUGGAGGAUUCAAGGUUGA
Molecule: messenger RNA, 465 nt
Organism: Penicillium longicatenatum
Lineage: Eukaryota; Fungi; Ascomycota; Eurotiomycetes; Eurotiales; Aspergillaceae
Exons: 1
Coding region: 1-465 (154 amino acids)
Source: RefSeq, a predicted model, not a curated record